Aedes albopictus (Asian tiger mosquito) is the source of this 1743-nucleotide messenger RNA. RefSeq lists its product as uncharacterized. Bases 1 to 1743 code for a protein of 580 amino acids. The transcript has 2 exons. Lineage: Eukaryota; Metazoa; Arthropoda; Insecta; Diptera; Culicidae. The record is from RefSeq and is a predicted model, not a curated record.
AUGGAGCUCGAUGACUACGACCGGAAAAUGAAGCAGCUGGUGGAUGAUGAGAACACCUACGAAAAGUUGAAUAGGGAUCCAACUGGCAGCAUCGAAUCCAAGAACAAUCAAUUCGUCAAGAGGCUGAUGGAUCUAAAGCUCAUCGAUGCACAACAGGCAUACCGGUUGAAAAGUAAUACGGCUAUUUGUCCCCGUAUUUACGGUUUACCGAAGGCGCAUAAGCCGGAGCUUCCUCUGCGACCAGUAGUGCCGAACAUAACAAGUCCAACUUAUCAACUCUCCAAAUAUGUUAGCAACAUCAUCCAGGCAGCCACCAACUGUGAGUACAACAUUCGUGACUCAUUCACGUUUGCAGCUGAAAUCAAACACUUGAAGGUUCCUGAAGAUCACGUCAUAGUCUCGUUCGACGUGAUUUCUCUCUUUACAAACGUCCCGAAAGAACUGAUUCUCCGGGCCAUUAGAGAAGAUUGGGACCGUAUCAAGGAACACACACAGAUCAAUAUGUAUCUCUUCCUUGAAAUCGUGAAUUUUUGUUUGGACAACAGUUAUUUUAUGUUUCGUUCCCAAAUAUACUCGCAAAAAUUCGGCACAGCUAUGGGAAGCCCGCUAUCGCCAAUACUGGCGGACAUAGUGCUUAACAAACUGAUAACAACAGUCGUACAGAGCCUAGAUUUCGUAAUACUGUUCCUUAAGAAAUACGUAGAUGACUUUUUCAUCGUUCUACCCAGAGACAAAGUCCAAGCCACACUAGAAGCAUUCAACAACUACAACGAACGCCUACAAUUUACCGUGGAGGAAGAAAACAACGGCCGCCUCCCUUUCCUCGACAUACUGGUUAUCAGAAAUGAUGACCAAACAUUGUCGACCGAAUGGUACAGCAAGCCAAUUUCGUCGGGCAGGCUGCUCAACUACCAUUCGUUCCAUCCCAUCCAGCAAAAGGUCAACGUCGUCGCCAACUUCAUAAAACGUGUAAUAGGGUUAACAUCCACCCCCAACGUAGACCAAAUCAAACGAGUAGUACACGCACAGCUUCGACGCAACAACUAUCCCCCGUCAUUGAUAAAUCGAUUACUCUAUCGAUCUUUCGGUUCCAACAGUUUAACUCGAGUUGAGCCUGAAAUAGAAGACCACAUUGGCAUUGAUUGCUACGUAGCGCUUCCGUACAUUCCGCAGCUGAGUGAAUCAAUCGCCAAAUGCCUGAAAAAAGACUAUCCUCGUAUCAAAAUCGCCAAUCAGAACGCUAAGACUGCCAAGAUUGUUUACACUAAAGUUAAAGAUCCAGUCGAAUCAAUGCUACAACACAAUGUGAUCUAUAACAUCCCCUGCCAGAACUGUGAUAGAUGUUAUAUAGGCAUGACGUCCAAUAAACUGAAAACCAGACUCAGUGGACACAAGUCGAAUAUAAACAAGCUCAACAGACUAUUGGAACAAGGAUACACAAACAAUGAUGAAGCAGUGGUUAAUAUUAAUCAUCGAUCGUUCGCUUGCAGCAUCUCGUCUUCCAAUGCUAGAAUGCCUCCACAUCCAGAACACACCAUCAACAGUCAACUACAGGACCGACACAGAAGGAAUAAGUGCAAUAUACACCGGUUUACUCCAAACGAUAGCAACAAAAUCCAGAAGCAGAAUCAAAACAAACACCCCACCACCCUCAACGUCAACCCCUCCAAUAGCCCGGAUCAACCAACAACAAUCCACUACAAGCCCACAAUACCAGAGCCAACCAAUACCACCCAUGAAUAA